AUGGCUCCUACCAAACAACAGCAAGCUCAAAAAGGACCGAAGAAGGGCGGAAAAAAGAAGACGUACAGACUGUUACUGAUUUGCUUAUUUUCUGUCUACUAGAGCCGAUCCUUUCGCCAAGAAGGAAUGGUACGAGCUGCGAGCUCCAUCCAUGUUCACGAAACGGAACUGUGCGCGUACCCUUAUCACCCGUACCCAGGGCACCAAAAUUGCUAGUGAGGGUCUCAAGGGACGUGUUAUCCAACUCAGCCUUGGUGACCUGAACGACAAGACACAGGAUAUUUUCCGAAAGUUUAGAUUGCAGGUCGAGGACGUUCAGGGUCGUCAAUGUCUUACUAAUUUCCACGGAAUGGAUCUCACUCGUGAUAAGCUGUGUGGUCUAGUAUUCAAGUGGCAGUCUACCAUCGAGGCUCACGUGGACGUCAAAACCACCGACGGUUACACUCUCCGAUUCUUCGUCAUUGCCUUUACGAAGAAACAAGAACAGCAAAAGUGCCAUGCUUACGCUCAGAACACCCGCAUCAAGAAGCUUCGAGCUAAGAUGGUAGAAGUUGUCCAAAAUGAGGUUGCCCGUUGUGACCUUAAAUCGGUUGUUCAAAAACUGUAAGACGCUCUAUGAAUUUUUACCAUCCUUAAGCAUCCCCGACUCUAUCGGCCAAGACGCCCGCAAAGAAGCCUCUAGGAUUUUCCCACUUAGUGGCGCUUAUGUGCGAAAGGUUAAAGUCCUCAAGAAGCCGAAACUUGACCGUAAGUUUUCCGAUUUCUUAAUUUCGUGUGUAGUCGGGCGUCUGAUGGAACUGCACGGCGAAGGCAAGGAGGAGGAGGCUGGCGAAAGCGUUGAACGAGCCGACCACUACGAGCCACCAGUUGUCAAUGCUGUUUGA
Spirometra erinaceieuropaei is the source of this 884-nucleotide messenger RNA. The record is from the annotation of a GenBank genome assembly. NCBI's taxonomy places the organism in Eukaryota, Metazoa, Platyhelminthes, Cestoda, Diphyllobothriidea, Diphyllobothriidae.